Molecule: messenger RNA, 1305 nt
Organism: Somion occarium
Lineage: Eukaryota; Fungi; Basidiomycota; Agaricomycetes; Polyporales; Cerrenaceae
Source: the annotation of a GenBank genome assembly
UGUGCUCCUCCGUCUAGCGAAUGCCGCUAGCUUCAUGUUUUCUACGACGUGAAGCAAUUAUACCUGCGUGCUGUUUGGUUUCUCCGAGUCGAAUCUCACAUCUCGGAACCGGAGGCUUUAAAUUUCUCACCGCUACUGCCUUGAUUCGCAGGCCGAAACACACACUACUUAGACCUCAACUUCAAUACCAUCGGACCUUCUACACCUCUCCAAUAGUCAUGGGCAAAAAAUCAAAGUCGACACCAAUCGCUGAAGAGACUUUGCAACUCACCUCUCCUCCCUCUUCAUAUGCGAUCGUAGACACACAUACGCAUUUACACUCAACUUUCGAUUUCUACAAGAAAGCAUACCCAAACGGAAAAUAUGAUAACGUGUGGGACUUUGUGCGCGGCUUGUACGAAGGACGAAAUGUGGAAGCUAUUAUAGAUGUCUGGUGCGAAGCGCCAGUGUUAAAAGCAUGGAAGGAAAUUGCUGACUCUUCGGAGAACAAAGAGUUGUGGUGUGGAUUAGAAUACUGGUUCGUUAUGGGUGUACAUCCACACGAAGCACAACAUUAUACAGAUGAAGUAGAGAACGAUAUCCUCGGAGCCAUGCAACAUCCGCGCUGUGUUGGUUGGGGCGAGAUCGGAUUGGAUUAUCAUUACGACAACUCCCCUCGAGAACUUCAACAAGAGGUCUUCAGACGGCAACUACGCCAUGCUAUUAAACUGAACAAACCUCUGACGAUACAUACCCGGGAAGCUGAGGACGAUACUGAGAGGAUCAUGAAGGAAGAAAUCCCAGCUGACCAUCGGAUACAUGUACAUUGCUUUACAGACUCACCUGAAUUCGCAUCACGAAUGCUGACGCACUUUCCUAACCUCUACAUCGGAGUUACUGGCGUUAUCACAUACGCGACAAACCUCAAUACGUCCGGUGUCGUUCGCCAGAUGGUCCCUCCAGCGUCUUCAUCUAUUGCAUUGGAUGGGCAACUUCGAAUCCUAUUGGAAACGGAUGCACCAUUUAUGACGCCAUCUAACCUCUCACCAUCGCUAAUCAAUCCCGCAUUGAAAAAUAAGCGGUUCCCAUUGUGUCAUACUGCAAUGAUACCAUGGACUGCUGAAUUCGUUUCACAAAUAAUCAACGGAAAGACCAGCGGGACAAGCAGUGGGUCGGGAAGUUCUGAGGCACUCGCGGAGGAAGACAGCGAAGGGAACUCUUGGAAUGCUCAGAGAGUUAUGAGAGUUGCUAGAGAGAAUGCGAGGGCUAUGUACGGUGUUUGAAUAGAAUUUUUCUGACAAGCAGUGGUUUUCCAACGCUGAACCC